ACCAGACUACCUCUGACAGUCAAAAUGACGGACAUAAGGGUACUGGGGGUAAAGUUUGACCGGGAGGGAGGAGGGAGCGGUAACUGGAGUGGGAUCCUGGGGACAGUAAGACAGAGAGUGGGUUUUUGGGGACUACGACAGCUGACUUUUGAGGGCAAGGUUUUAAUCAUUAAAGCUGUGAUUUUACCUGUGCGUUUAUUAAUCAGUUCUGUUUUUAUUCCCCCUCAAAGGAGUAUUUUAGACCUGGAGCGGAAGCUUUUUUACUUCCUGUGGGGAGGCAAGUGGGAGAGGCUGAGGAGGGAGGUGGUCAAGAGGCCCAUGUCCAAGGGGGGGGAAGGCUUGCCUGACCUCUACUUGUUCCUGGGCAGCCGCUACACAGCGUUACAUCUGACUCUUGCCACCUCCCCAGUCAACAACAAGACUCAGGCCCUCGCACGGUUCUGGCUGGGAUCUUACCUCAGGACUCUGAUACUGAUCCCAGUCGACCUGCGAGCCCCAGUCUCUUUCCUGCUACCCCCGCACUACGUCCAGCUCCAGAAGUGUUUAAGACAUUUUAAACUGGAAAAAGAAACAGUCCCAGUUUUAACUAAACACCGCUCUCUUCUCUCUCUUGUGCAGGAUCGGGAACCAGUGUGUCCAGUGCGCGGGCUCGCUCUAGGCGAGCCCACAACGGUCUGGCGCAACGUGGCCCAUCCUGCUCUCCUGAAUCGGCAUCGGGACCUGUCCUGGAUGGUCGCCCACGAGAUCCUCCCGGUCAGGGCCGUUAUGCACUCAUGGCGAGGACAUCCGCGUGCCCCCGACCAGGCUGCGGCCAAGAAGAGUCGGUGAGGCACAUGCUCUGGGAGUGCAGAGCUGCCAGGGACCUGUGGAAGGAAGCAGGCC
This is a messenger RNA of Oncorhynchus kisutch (coho salmon), 882 nucleotides long. RefSeq lists its product as uncharacterized. Lineage: Eukaryota; Metazoa; Chordata; Actinopteri; Salmoniformes; Salmonidae. The record is from RefSeq and is a predicted model, not a curated record. Bases 25 to 828 code for a protein of 267 amino acids. The transcript has a single exon.